UCUAAAGUUCCUCCAGCACAAGGCUUUGCAAAGAUCACUUGCUAUGAAGACACCAGAGUAAGCAAGUUUCAGUGGAAUUGGCAUAACUUGUUUCCUUGGUUAACACCGUUGUAUAUCCACAGAUGAACGAUGAUGUAGUUUACCUAUACCCCCAAGUACAACUACCCCAUCAUGAGGUCUACUAAAUUUACUGUAAUGUGUGUUCCCAGAACCCACAGUCAUCAUCCCAUACCAACAUUUCCAAGGAGAGUGGAACCAAAGUUUUCAAGAUGGAAAAUUUGAAACACGAAAAAAGCCAAGUUCAUGUUAGUAUCCUCAAAGCCAAGAAAGCAUGCAAAAAGCCUGAAGAAACUUCCCUUGUCAAGCCUCUUCACAAGGUCAAUGAGUGCUAAUGAUGAUAUAUUAAAAGGACUUCGACAGCCUUCACUGUUGUAGCACUUGAAAGGCCCUUUUUAUGAUUUUGAAACUAUCUGCACACUUCAAAACAUUAAUGGAGCUGACCUUAGAAAAAACAUACACAACAAGAAGUGCCUGCAGUGAAUUUUUGAGCCACAUCAGUGAUGUGAUGAAAGAGGAGGUUGCAGCCAAGCUGAGACAAAGUAAUUUAAUUACAGUUAUGGCUGAUGGUGGAAGUGAUUUUGGCAUUUUAGAAGUCAUCCUUGUGUUUGUGAGGUAUCUUAACUGGGAACUUGGCAGACCAGUGAAUUUGUAACUAGUGAUUCAAGAACCUAAGUCAGGGUCUGGUUCUGAUAUCCCUGAUACUAGAAGCACUUGUAUGACAAAAGUAACAGGACUAGAGAAAGGUGAAUGGAAGGAAAAGCUGGCUGCAUUCAGAAGUGAUGGUUGUGCAGUCAUGACUGGUACUCAAAAUGGCAUUUGGGGACUUCUUCAACAAGACCCAUCAACACAGAACGUUCAGAAAUAUUGG
This is a messenger RNA of Pocillopora meandrina, 928 nucleotides long. Lineage: Eukaryota; Metazoa; Cnidaria; Anthozoa; Scleractinia; Pocilloporidae. The record is from the annotation of a GenBank genome assembly.